This is a messenger RNA of Closterium sp. NIES-67, 329 nucleotides long. The record is from the annotation of a GenBank genome assembly. NCBI's taxonomy places the organism in Eukaryota, Viridiplantae, Streptophyta, Zygnematophyceae, Desmidiales, Closteriaceae.
CGCGGCGGCACAAAUGCGUCAAAAGGGUGCGGAUGGAGUCGAACCCGGGAGGCUCUUUCUCACCGCCUUCUCUGAUGCAUCUUGGGCAUCAGAACCAGAGGACAUGACAAGUGUGGGAGGCUUCAUCUGCUGUAUUGGUGGAGGACCAACAGCUUGGGAGAGCAAGAAACAAGUGGACCAAGCAUUGAGCUCAGUGGAGUCCGAGUACAUGGCACUCUUCCGUGCCAUAAGAGAGGUUGUGUGGCAGCGGCGUUUGCUAGCUGAAUUGGGGGAGGAGCAGCAAGGACCUACCCCACUCUAGUGUGAUAGCCAAGGUGCUAUUGCAUUGG